Molecule: messenger RNA, 2009 nt
Organism: Ricinus communis (castor bean)
Lineage: Eukaryota; Viridiplantae; Streptophyta; Magnoliopsida; Malpighiales; Euphorbiaceae
Product: zinc finger AN1 and C2H2 domain-containing stress-associated protein 16
Exons: 2
Coding region: 434-1300 (288 amino acids)
Cellular component (GO): cytoplasm
Molecular function (GO): zinc ion binding
Source: RefSeq, a predicted model, not a curated record
CAUGGUUGUCGAUUGGUUUGUGUUUAAGCUUGCCUGAUAAUUAGCAGAUCCUUGGUUUAGAUGAUGUUGGGCCCUCGUUAGCCCAAACCUUGGUCCAGAAUGCAUGUCUGAAUUUGACUUCUCGCAGAAAUACAGAAAACGAGUAGAAGGAAAUUGGGGCGACUUCAGCAACGACUCUUUCACCGAACUUUCGAUUCCACUGCACCCUCCCAUUUCCUAUAUAUCCGGACUUCAUUAUAUUUACAAGAAUUUAAUUUUUUCUCGGACAUUUAAUUCCUGAAUCUCGCAGGAAAUCUCGGAAACAAAGAAAGUCAAUUUCUUUCUGACAAAAAAAAGAAAAAUAAAAUCCUCUCUUCCUCUGCAUAUUUUGUUGAUUAAUUAAUCUUUUUAUCUGACAAUUUAAUCUCUUUUGGUGCUUGGAUUUAGUAUCCAAAUGGGAACACCACAAUUCCCAGAUCUUGGUAAACAUUGUACAAAAGAAGAUUGCAGGCAGAUCGAUUUCUUGCCUUUUACUUGCGAUCGUUGCCGCCAGGUGUUCUGUUUGGAGCAUCGAAGCUAUGCUAAACACGAUUGCCCAAAAGCUGAUAGCAAGGAUGUCACUGUUGUCAUUUGUCCAUUAUGCGCUAAAGGAGUCCGCCUAAAUCCUGAUGAAGACCCAAACCUUUCUUGGGAAUCUCAUGUUAAUACUGAAUGUGACCCAUCAAAUUAUGAAAAAGUAACAAAGAAGAGAAAAUGCCCUGUCCGAGGCUGUAGGGAGGUUCUUAGAUUCUCAAAUACAAUCAAGUGCAGGGAUUGCACCAUUGACCAUUGCUUGAAGCACCGAUUUGGACCUGACCAUGAUUGUCCUGGGCCGAAGAAACCUGAGUUGGGUUUUCAAUUUCUGAGUCUUUUAAAUAGGAGUAAGAAGGAAGAUUCAAAGCUUAACCAAACUCCAGCUGCAUCUUCAACUAAGUGGAGUGCAGCCUUUAGAAAUGCAGCUUCAUCUGUUCGAGCCUCAGCAGAAGCAGGCAUGACAAAAUUAAGUAGUGAGAUCAGCCAAGCUUGGCAGACUGCAACAAAUGGAGCUGGCCCAAGUAGCAGUAACAGGCUAGAGGAAGAGUGUCCACAAUGUCAUGCCAGGUUUUCCUCAGUUACAACUCUAGUGGAGCAUGUGCAGAAGCUGCACGAAAGGAAUGGGAACCGGUCUCGUGUAAUGAACUUGCCAGUAGAUGUAUGCCCCAAGUGCAGUAAAGGUUUUCGUGAUCCUGUUGCACUUGUGGAGCAUGUUGAGAGAGAUCAUGGAGGUACUUCAAAAGCUUAGAAAGUUUUGACAAUCAUAAUGACAGUUCACUUCCAGAUCAGUUAUUAUUGUAUGUCAUGAACUCAAUUGUGGCUUGCUUUAAUUUAUUUGAGGCUGCAGAAGGGAAAAUAUUUUUUGAUCAUUAAAUCAAUAUUUAGGGUUUUCAAACUGAAAUUUCCAAUUCAGAAUGUUCAUGUCAAUAGUGUAAAUUGAUUACUGUCAAAGGAAACUUUCAUUUUCUUAGGAUCUGUUUUCUCCACCUGAUUAUUGUAGGCAAUUAAAUGAUGUCUGGAUUAUUGUAAUAUUUGGACUUGGAAGUUGGAUGCAUUAUGAUAUAUCAAAUUUUCUCUGCUGGUACUAGCUCCAAUUUCCAAGUCUUGAUCUGGUAAAGAACCUGAAAAGGCAAGAUGGAGAUUUGGGUUCAGGAAGGUAUGCAUGUAAUAGGUUCUUGCCCUGGAGGCCAAAUAAUUGUGAGAGGGUAGCAUUUGUCUAGGAUCAGGAGUGGCAAGAUCUGUAGCAUAUUGGAUGUUCCUCCAUACUCGAAAGCAUCUGUUUAUUGAAUCUGCAUUCUGCUAAGAAGCACCUAGAGUGGAUAGAACUUGUGUCGGUCCAAUUUAAUCAAUCUUUUCAUGUAAUCUUGCGGUGGAAAUAUAAUAUAAGUUUAAUUGCUAAAUAAAUAUUGUAUUUUGUAAUUGUUAUCAAAUCUAGUACGUAGUUUUUAAAUUUUUCA